GUGUGAAGGAAGGAAGGAAGAGAGCAGCAUCCUCGUGGUUCAAUAUGGCGAGCUUACCACCACUGAAACUAGCAGUCCUGUGCCUGUUGCUUGCACUCACCGGAAGACUGCGUGCCGAACCAUCAUGCAUCGCAGUCUACUGGGGCCAAAAUGGCAACGAGGGAGGCUUACGAGACGCCUGUGCCACCGGCUACUACAAGUACGUCCUCGUAGCCUUCCUCAACCAGUUCGGCAACGGCCAGAUUCCACAGAUGAACCUCGCCGGCCACUGUGACCCCAACAGCGGCGGCUGCACUUUCCUGAGCAGCGACAUCAUCUCGUGCCAGCAGGACUACAACGUCAAGGUGAUGCUCUCCCUGGGCGGUGGCAUCGGCAGCUACCGCCUGGCGUCCAAGGAGGAUGCCAGGGAGGUCGCCCACUACAUCUAUAACAGUUUCUUGGGCGGCUCUUCCUCCAACCGGCCCCUCGGGAACGCCGUGUUGGACGGCGUCGACUUCGACAUCGAGGGAGGGAGCAGAGACCACUGGGACGACCUUGCUCGCUACUUGAAGGCCUACGAUACGCCGGAGCGGAAAGUUCAUCUGAGCGCGGCUCCACAGUGCCCCAUUCCCGACUAUUACCUUCAAACUGCGAUCGACACCGGUCUCUUCGACUACCUGUUUGUGCAGUUCUACAACAACUACUGCAGGUACACGUCCAGCAACGCGGCCACCUUUGAACAGAUAUGGAACCAGUGGGUUUCCAAAAACGUAAGCAAGGUGUUCCUCGGACUCCCUGCUUCUCCACAGGCGGCAGGAAAUGGCUUCGUCGAACCCGACGAGCUCAUAAAGAACGUUAUUCCCAUCGUCAAGCGUUCAGAGAAGUAUGGAGGAAUUAUGCUAUGGAGCAGAUACUAUGACGGUAUCUAUGGUUUCAGUCCUCGAGUAAAGAACCAUGUGUGUCCCAUUGACUUAUCCUUCGCCUCGUCCAUGAGGAUUAAGCCGUUGACGAUGAUCUGAACUAUGUCAGUGAGCCAGUCUACUUGUGAACCAUGUCUCCUAUGUCCUACGUGUGGUGUUCUCCAUCAGUAAAAUAAAGAUCGUGACAUCCUCACUAUGUUCUCCAUCAAUAAAAGAAGUCUUUGAUGAUGAUCUGAACUAUGUCAGCGAACUAUUCUACUUCCUUGUGAACCCGGGAGGAUGUCUCCUAUGUUCUUCAUCAAUAAAAUAAAGAUGGUGAAAUCCUCAUCAU
This is a messenger RNA of Musa acuminata AAA Group (dessert banana), 1230 nucleotides long. Its product is annotated as hevamine-A-like. Gene Ontology annotation, molecular function: chitinase activity. The record is from RefSeq and is a predicted model, not a curated record. The coding region runs from base 45 to 998 and encodes 317 amino acids. NCBI's taxonomy places the organism in Eukaryota, Viridiplantae, Streptophyta, Magnoliopsida, Zingiberales, Musaceae. Gene Ontology annotation, biological process: carbohydrate metabolic process. Gene Ontology annotation, cellular component: extracellular region. The transcript has a single exon.